Molecule: messenger RNA, 897 nt
Organism: Adineta steineri
Lineage: Eukaryota; Metazoa; Rotifera; Eurotatoria; Adinetida; Adinetidae
Source: the annotation of a GenBank genome assembly
AUGGCAUUGAGUGCAUCGUCACCAAAUGCACAUGUUUUACUUCGACCGGAGGUAAAAUAUAUAGCAAAUAUGCAUGGAAAUGAAGUUGUAGGAAAAGAAAUGUUACUGUAUCUAAUUGAAUAUCUCUUGACAUCAAAUGAUACAUUAGUUAAUCAAUUGAUGAAUCAAUCUCGAAUAUGGAUAAUGCCAUGUAUGAAUCCAGAUGGUUUAGAAAUAUCUCAAUAUGGUGAUUGUACAAGUACGAAUGGAAGAUAUACUGUGAAUAAUAUUGAUCUGAAUCGAAAUUUUCCAGAUUAUUAUGGUGCUACACUUGAUUCAUCAAUUCAAGCACAAGAAACAAGUGCAGUUAUAGCUUGGUUAGCAAAUAUCUCAUUCGUUCUAUCGGCUAAUUUUCAUGGAGGAUCCUUUACUAUGAAUACACCAUUUGAUCGCUAUUAUGUUCAAGGUGUUUCAAUAAGUGAUGAUGAUGAUAUAUUUCAAACGCUAGCACAUGCUUAUGUGAAUCGAACAGUACAAACAAAUGAAAAUUGUUUAUCUGAUUAUCAAAAUGAUGGUUUCGUUACACGUGGUGCUGAUUGGUAUGAAAUAACCGGUGGUAUGCAAGAUUAUGGUUAUUUGAAUUAUGGUAUUAUUGAAUUAACAAUGGAAAUAUCAUGUUGUAAAUAUCCUGUAAAUAAUACUCUUCCUGCUUAUUGGAAUUAUAAUCGUGAUGCAAUGAUUCAAUAUUUAUUACAAGCACAAAGAGGUGUCAAAGGUUUAAUACUUAAUGAAUAUAAUCAAUCGAUACCAUCGACAGAAGUUAUGAUUGAUAAUCGAUGGCCUACUGUUAAAGUUACAUCAUUAGGAGAAUUUUGGAGAAUCUUAUUACCUGGAAAAUAUACUCUAAAGGUAACAUAG